Wyeomyia smithii (pitcher-plant mosquito) is the source of this 1697-nucleotide messenger RNA. RefSeq lists its product as uncharacterized. The transcript has 3 exons. Bases 563 to 1042 code for a protein of 159 amino acids. Gene Ontology annotation, biological process: regulation of synaptic transmission, cholinergic; positive regulation of voltage-gated potassium channel activity; sleep. Lineage: Eukaryota; Metazoa; Arthropoda; Insecta; Diptera; Culicidae. The record is from RefSeq and is a predicted model, not a curated record.
GGCCCCCAUUCAGUCGUGCAGUAGGCACAAACCAGUUCGGACACGUUUUUCCGUACCACUACCGCUACCAAACGAAUCUGCUAUUCAUACGACGUGGGAAAAAUCUGUUAUUGUUUCUCAGGCCUCAAUCCCGCUGAAAGUGUUUCGUAGACGCGUGUAAAACGGUUUUGAUUUGAAUCGAGUGCGCGCGAGGUCAGUUUGUGACGUAACCGAGGUGUACACCGCAGUUCGGAUAUCCAGAAGAAGCCUGGUGCUCAAGAAAUUCAAGUGGUUACGAUUCGAUAUCGUUGGUGUUUUUUUGUUUCUUCGAAAUUUUGCGUGAAAAUUGUUGACAAAAAUAACUCGGUCCUGAAGUGCAAUCCCUACAGCUAGUCUUUGGGUGUGUAUGUUGAGAGUCUCCAACGGCUUAAGUGAAAAACCACUAGAAGCAUCGCCAUUAUUGAGACAAAGUGUUUUCAAACAUUGGGUGACUAGAGCCAGGAAGAAAGCUUUAAGCCAAACAAACAAAAUUGGUGUAUUCUGAAUCGUUUAAGCUGUACAUAAGUGAACAAAAAAUAACACAAUGGCCAAAUACGGAGCGCUGUUGGUAGUUUCUGUGAUCUUCAUGGUCACUGUUUGUCAGCAAGCAAAUGCGCUGAGAUGCUGGCGAUGCUCAUCCGAUGCCUCGACGGCGGCCUUCUGCGACGAUCCAUUCAGCCAGGAUAUCAUUACCGAGCAGCAGCGUCGCUGGAGUUACGUUGACUGCAGCUACCCACCGGGAACUGGAUCGUAUCCGUUCAACCAGCAGCUCUCGCAGACCCGCGCGGUGUGCAAGAAGAUGAAGCAAUACAUUAAUGACCGCGUGGUGGUGUCCCGUUCCUGUGCCUGGGAGGACGUGAGCGCCCCACCGAACAGCUGCAUCAACGCCCAGACGCCGUCCUACAUCAAGACCGAAUUCUGCGAAACCUGUACGACCGACGGGUGCAACGGUGCCGCCCAGUACGGUCCAGCCCUGCUGACGGUAGCCCUGACGGCUCUGGUAGCGAAGCUACUUGCCUGGUAAUUGGGUGAAAGUCCGAAGAUAUUGCGUCGAUAGCACCGUCCUUUUUCUUCCUUACCGAUUAGCUUUAAAAUGUAAUGACGAUGUAAUAAUAUUGUUAAAGAUAGUAAGACCCACUUCCCCGACACAAUAUACCGUGAAUUACUUCCAUUCGAUAACCGUCGUUGCCUUACAGCAUCUCGAGAGAAUAGUAUUUAUUGCGAGCUUAUGAAAUAUAUUGCCAGCAUAAUGACCCCGUUACCAAAUAAAAAAGUUGAGUAUUGCAAUUCGUACCAAACAUAGCGAGAAAUUCUCCACCAUCAUCAGCUACACACUACAGUACACGAAUAAUUAAGAUGCAAAUGUACAAAUAUUGUUACAUCACACAUGAUUUCAUGAACUAUAACGUUAGUCGCCUUCCUGCACGAGAGCAUAGUUUGGUAGAAACAUACAAGAAUCUCUUACUGGUAAUUUUUCCAAUGUUUUGAAAUCCCCCGUCUAAAUUUGUGAACACAAUUCGAAAUGGUUAAAGACAACCACGGAUCUACUUUAUACCGAUUUUACUAAAAACUAAAAAAUUCGGUGGCUACAUAGGAGUAAAAGUUUUCCAUGUACAUAAUAACAGCAACUCUAAUGGUAACUUUAAAAGUAAAAUAAAAAUUGUUUUCGAAAAACCAAA